Messenger RNA from Acanthopagrus latus (yellowfin seabream), 5572 nucleotides. RefSeq names its product protein phosphatase 2, regulatory subunit B', alpha isoform (gene ppp2r5a). Gene Ontology annotation, molecular function: protein phosphatase activator activity. The transcript is spliced from 13 exons. NCBI's taxonomy places the organism in Eukaryota, Metazoa, Chordata, Actinopteri, Spariformes, Sparidae. Bases 962 to 2530 code for a protein of 522 amino acids. Gene Ontology annotation, biological process: signal transduction; protein dephosphorylation. The record is from RefSeq and is a predicted model, not a curated record. Gene Ontology annotation, cellular component: protein phosphatase type 2A complex; cytosol; nucleus.
UACAACUGUCAGGCUCUGCAGUCCACGGAACAGUCAAGCCAAGCAGACAGCGACGAAGCGGCUGUACGGGGAGUGUUUUAACGGCCGUCUGCUCAGCACGACAUCCAGUAAAUUGUCCAAUUCAAGAGCACACGGUGUUUUUAGAGACAUUGGAAACGAAACUACCGCUCUGUAUUCACCGAGGGUUGUAGAUAAAUCAAAGUCACUCGAGUGUCGACGAGGCUAACUUUUAAGUGCUAAAUGAGUCGUCGGGCGCGACUGAACUUCAUCGACCGUGGACAGUUGUUCUGAAAACACUCAGCGGAAGUCUAACUUGGAUUAAAAUCAGCGGUUUGAAACUUGGACUUGAUGUCUGCAAGAAGAACUGCAUGAAUUUAACGAGGCAACCAUCUUUUCUAACUUUUUUCUCCUCAACGGCCGUGCAUACCGUUGUCGUAGUGGCAUAAAUGCUACAUUAACGCUAGCUAAUUUUAGCAAGCUAGCUAGCUGCAUUAGCUGGCAGCACAACAUAAGACAGUAGUUUGCUACUGGCAGAACUUUACAACUUACUUUUUAAUGGCAAUGUUUUUCAUACGUUUUGCAACAGGUAGACCUUUUACAAACACGACGAGGAAGUAAAAAAAAAAAAACUUAAAUUUAGAAACCCAAGUUAUCAUGUUCUUUUGUUAGUAAGUUUAGGUUGUACUGCGGGCAAUGCCAUUAGUCUCAGUUUUUGUAUUUGUUUCGUGUUUUGAAGAUUGCCCCGAAUUAGUAGUCGUCCUAACGAUGCAGCCUUUGGACACAGUCUAACCCCAAUACAGAGCGACCAUGUUGGAUCAUACAGAAUAACACAAGACUUGGACAGGAGACGAGCUACAAGUCGUGCGGUUGGCUCCAUGUUUUUGUGCUGAUGCAGAAGAGGAAACCUUUCAUUUAACCGAGGGAUAGCUUGUCUCAAGUCUUCGCCAGUUUAUGCAUCAAAAUGUCGGCCAUCUCCGCAUCCGAGAAAGUGGACGGGUUUACACGAAAGUCCGUGAGGAAGGCCCAGAAACAGAGAAAAUCCCAGGGCUCGUCUCAGUAUCGCACACAGAGCGCUCCAGUUGAGCUCUCACCGCUGCCGCAGCUCAAAGAUGCCCCCUCGACAGAGCAGCAGGAACUGUUCACCCAGAAACUCCAGCAGUGCUGCAUGCUCUUCGACUUCUUUGACUCGGUGACAGACCUGAAGAGCAAGGAGAUCAAGAGGGCCACGCUUAACGAGCUGGUCGACUACGUCUCCACCAACAGAGGGGUGCUGGUGGAAUCUGCAUACCCAGAGAUCACUGAUAUGAUCUGCACCAAUAUAUUCCGGACUCUUCCUCCAAGUGACAACCCUGAUUUCGAUCCAGAGGAGGAUGAACCCACUCUUGAGGCCUCUUGGCCUCACAUUCAACUGGUCUAUGAGUUUCUCCUGCGUUUUCUAGAGAAUCCAGACUUCCAGCCCAGCAUUGCAAAGCGCUACAUCGAUCAGAAAUUUGUUCUGCAACUGCUGGAGCUGUUUGACAGCGAGGACCCGAGGGAGAGGGACUUCCUCAAGACCAUCCUGCACCGGAUUUAUGGAAAGUUCCUGGGGUUGCGGGCCUUCAUCAGGAAGCAGAUUAACAACAUUUUCUUGCGGUUCAUCUAUGAAACCGAGCACUUCAAUGGAGUUGCUGAGCUGCUAGAAAUCCUGGGAAGUAUCAUCAACGGGUUUGCGUUGCCUCUAAAGUCAGAGCACAAGCAGUUCCUCAUGAAGGUGCUCAUCCCGUUACACACAGCUAAAGCGCUGUCUCUUUUCCACGCGCAGCUGGCGUACUGUGUGGUCCAGUUCCUGGAGAAGGAUCCUACACUCACUGAACCGGUUAUCCGCGGGCUGCUGAAGUUUUGGCCUAAAACCUGCAGCCAGAAAGAGGUGAUGUUUCUGGGUGAGGUCGAGGAGAUUCUGGAUGUCAUUGAGCCAACGCAGUUCAAGAAAAUCCAGGAGCCGUUGUUCAAACAGAUCUCUAAAUGUGUGGCCAAUCCACACUUUCAGGUAGCAGAGCGAGCGCUUUACUUCUGGAACAACGAGUACAUUCUCAGCCUCAUCGAGGAGAACAUCGACAAGAUCCUCCCGAUCAUGUUCGGUAGCCUGUACAGAAUCUCCAAAGAGCACUGGAAUCCGACAAUCGUUGCUCUGGUCUACAACGUGCUGAAGACGCUGAUGGAGAUGAACUGCACGCUGUUCGAUGAGCUGACUUCCUCCUAUAAAGCAGACAGGCAACGAGAGAAGAAGAAAGAGCAGGAGAGGGAUGAGCUGUGGAAGAAUCUGGAAGAGUUGAGGCUCAACAACACCACUCUGGUCCAGAACAACAGCCACGGCCUCCCAGGUGUCCACAACAACAACAACAACAACAGCAACAACAACAACAACAACAACAACAUCAAUAGUAAUAAUGACACCCAGGACAAGAGUGUUGAUGCUGCUGCCGCCACCUCAGACAACAACGAUCCUGACGUCAGUGAGACGGCCAGCGAGAGCACCACAUGUGCCAAAUGACAGCGGACGUCAGUUUUUUAUUCCGUGACGGUUUGACGUGGUGUUCAGGACUGUCAGGAGACGAUUAACGGAGACAGAAAAAACACAAAUUACACCUCAGCAGUAUAUUAAAGCUACUUAGAGUGACUUAGAUCGCCAGCAUUUCUUUGGCAGAAAACAAAUAUAUAUAUUUCAACUUAAGACUAUUUUUGGAUGUUACAGUGUGGCUGCAGUAUCUUGUUUAUUUGUCUGAUCAAAGAUGUAUCCUUUCACUUUUAGUUUCUUAACUGAAAAUUGAUUCUCUUUUUUUGUUAUAUUCAUUGUAUGAUACACGGGAGGGGAGAAAAUAAUAAUGACUUGAAUUUAAUGUUUCCGAUUGUGCUGCACUUAGACAAGCUGAAUAGCUAUUUAAAGAUGUCUAUUUUUUAAUGUGCUUUUCCUUGUUGCUGCCAACACAGGGGCGCAAACCUUAAGGAAGAAGGGAACUUUGGGAGUAUUAUGGGCAGAUGGGACCAGAUCCAAAAUUAGACGUUUAGUGUCCUUUAAUGUAUAGAUUAAGGGCUGUUAUCAGGGGCUAGAGGACAGGUAGAGGUAGAGGACGGGAGCUGCAUGGCCAAAAAAAAGUUAAAUCCUGAAGAAUCCCGGAUAUGGAGUGAUAUCUCUCCAAGUUGAGUAUGAAGUCAAAACUUGAUCACCGUCAAAUUUGUGAGAUUAUUUUUGUGUUUCAGGUGUUGGCAAAUAUGUUUUUUAUCUGGGUGAAGCUAAUACUUGUGACACAACACCUGAAUUUUUAGGAUUAUUUACACUAAAGUAUUGAGAACAGCUUUUCAGAGAAUGAAACGUUUUUCAGCCUGACUAAAGGAUAAAGGAAUAAUUUUACAUUUUGAAAAAAUAAAGUUCAUCGGCUUUCUUGCUCACAGUUGGAUGAGAAGUUUGAUUUCACUUUCCUAUCUGCGGUAAAUACGAAGCUACAGCUUCUUUUACUACUUUCACUGUUACUUUUUUGGGUGAACUGUUCCUUUAAACACUUAAACCACAGUGGGAUCACUUCACCUUACAUUUUGUUAGCAAAUUUUACUUCAUCACUGUGAAAGACAUGUUUUUUCCAGUGAACAUCCGUUUUUAGUGAAAAACAAUCAGUCUUUAAAAUGCUAAUCAUGAAUCAUGCAGUCACCCUGCACAGAUAAAGGAUAAAUUAGUGGUGAAUAAAUCUCAUUGCCCUGACAUCAGUUUGUUAGUUUGGAAAUCAUUGUAUCCACACGCAUUUGAUUCACCAUUUUUGGGAAUGGCUCAUCGCAGGUCAAUUGUCGUUACACGUCAAAAUCAGUUAGAGAUAUCAAUGUAGGACUGUGUGUUAUCGAGCUAGACCACACUUUCUGGUCACUCGUGAGGAUAUUUACCGUAUCACAGUUAUCCUGAUAAUGGAGUUCACCUCAGUCACCUAAUUCUAAGUAUUUGCAUCAUGAUCCGAGGUAAAAUCUUUUAUCCUCCCGUCCUGAGUCAUGUGGACACUGUAUUUCUUCUUUUUACCUCGCCUUUAUUGUGACCAAAGAUUAAAAAAUAACUUCUUAUUUUACUGUAAAAUAUUCUCUGUAAAUGCUCCAUCUUUACUUCCAGGAUCGUAUUUACCAUAAACAACACGCCCUCGUGAAUUCAGCCCCCUGCUUUGCUUUAACAUUGGUGUGAAUCAUAACUUGGGGGGAGUUUAAGCACAGGACUAUUGCUUCCUGUUUUGUAAUCUUGGCUGUUAAUCCGUAAGCGAAAGAGGUGCUCAUAGGCAGGUUUUCUCACCUUUGAGCUGGAGCUGCUACAGCUAUGACAAUAAUCACCAAGUCGAUUAAUAAUAUUGAUAAAUCAUGUUAGUAAUUCUUUAAGGAAAUGAAAAGAGUUCUCUGAGUCCUGCGUCUUAUAUGUGAAUAUUGUUUCCGUUUUGUUUUGUUUUUUUGCUCCUCUAUCACAGUAAACUGAAUAUAUCAUCCCUCUCUACGGAACAAGACAUUUCAUUUUGUGCUUUGGGAAACUCUGAUCACCUUUAUAUGACUUAUUUUUUUUCCCCCAACAUUUUCUGGACCAAACUACUGAUCUCUAAAUCGAAUAAAACAAUCGCCAGCGAAGAAAACCUAUAGUUGCAUCCCUUCUUUGGACAGAGCCAGGCCAGCUGCCGCCCCCUCUCUGUUUCCAGUGUAGCUUUGUAUUUGCCGUACAGACGUGAGAGUGGAAUCUGACUUCUCAUCUAACCCUCGACUAGAAGGCCAAUAAGAGUAUUUCCCCAAGUGUCGAGCCAUUCCUCUAAAAGUCGGUAGAUUUAAGAGAAGAAAACAUUUGACCUACAGUUCUAUAUAUUUUUCCACAGUAUUGAGAAGGCGAAUAUUUUUGAAUGUUUCAUUUUGCGGGUGGAUUAUGAUGGGGAUGCAGGAUGAGCUUGGGUGUACAUUUGUUGAGUAUAUGUAUGUGUAUAUGUUAGCUCGGAGGCUACUUAAAGGGAAAUGCCACUCAAGUUUUAAGAUGUUCUGUACAGCACAUUGUUUCUGUGGUCUAGGGGAAGAGAACCCUUUAGGAGCAUUAUGGGUUUCUUAUCCGGUGUUCUACUAUGCACAAGAGGCGGAUUUUGUGUAUCGUGAGUUUUUAUAUCCAAAUUCGGCUCAUCGUACAGUAUUCAUAUUAAGAGAAAUUAACAGCGAGAAGACUGUUUUCACAAGAAAUCUUUACCAUCAAUGCCUGUCCGCCCCCCCUUCACCUCGAGACGUUAUCAUGGCCUCAUGUUUGGUUUGUGACGCUGGGAGUUGAAACACGUGUUCAUAAACUAAAUCUGACCGCCACAGAUCAUAGAAACAACUUCUUAAACAUUGAAUGGUGUUUUCCUCUGACGUUUGAGUUCCUAUUUCUUAGGUCCAGUCCCUUCUGAUGCCUUUCUGUCAGUACUGCAUUCCAACCUCUGUGACGUUAAGAAAAACAAAACAAAACAAAAAAAAACUGUGUGGGGAACCUGUUUUGUAAUCACAGAUCUUAUUUAGGUUUCACCAUCAAAUAAAGUCGACUUUAUCUUUCUACUCAACGCAUAAA